AGGGGCGGGGCGAGGGCGGUGGAGCUUGCUGGUGCUGAUGCAGGAUGGCUGGGCGCGCAGGAGCCCGGGAGGUCUGAGCCGGGCGAGGCUCGCUCCCUGCACAUCGCUUCGCCUGCCCGUCGUGUGGUUGCCGGCAGGUGGAUCGAGGGCGCAGGGCCGGGCCAGGGCAGGAGGUCUGCGGUUGGCGGGGCCCGGGGCUGGCAGGCCGCCCACCUUCCCGGUCUCGGAGCGGCGAUGACCUGCUGAGGCGCUCGUGGGAGGCGGCAGGAGGCGGCCUAGCCGCGGGCGGUGAGGUUCGCGGCCUCCUCCCUCGUCGUGCCCAGCCCCGGCCCCGGCCCCGACCCGUCCCUGCGCCCCCUCCAGCAGCCGGCCGCGAUGGCGGAUCCAGCCGAAUGCAGCAUCAAAGUGAUGUGCAGGUUCCGGCCCCUCAACGAGGCGGAGAUCCUCCGCGGGGACAAAUUCAUCCCCAAAUUCAAAGGCGACGAGACCGUGGUGAUCGGGCAAGGGAAGCCAUAUGUCUUUGACAGAGUGCUGCCGCCCAAUACUACCCAAGAGCAGGUUUACAAUGCGUGUGCGAAGCAAAUUGUCAAAGAUGUCCUUGAAGGUUAUAAUGGGACCAUUUUUGCAUAUGGACAGACUUCAUCAGGCAAGACCCAUACCAUGGAGGGGAAGCUGCAUGAUCCUCAACUCAUGGGGAUCAUCCCAAGGAUUGCACAUGAUAUCUUUGACCAUAUUUAUUCUAUGGAUGAGAACUUGGAGUUUCAUAUCAAGGUUUCCUAUUUUGAGAUCUACUUGGACAAAAUAAGGGACUUACUUGAUGUAUCCAAGACCAACUUGGCUGUUCAUGAAGAUAAAAACAGAGUUCCAUAUGUAAAGGGAUGCACGGAGCGGUUUGUGUCAAGCCCGGAGGAGGUCAUGGAUGUCAUAGAUGAAGGCAAAGCAAACCGACAUGUGGCUGUAACGAACAUGAAUGAGCACAGCUCUAGAAGUCAUAGCAUCUUCCUGAUUAAUAUUAAACAAGAGAAUGUUGAGACUGAAAAAAAACUCAGUGGGAAGCUUUAUUUGGUUGAUUUGGCUGGUAGCGAAAAGGUCAGCAAAACUGGUGCCGAGGGAGCUGUUCUUGAUGAAGCUAAAAAUAUCAAUAAAUCUUUGUCUGCUCUUGGAAAUGUGAUCUCUGCCUUGGCAGAAGGGACAAAAACACAUGUGCCAUACCGGGACAGCAAGAUGACUCGGAUCCUCCAGGACUCUCUGGGUGGGAACUGUAGAACCACCAUUGUCAUUUGCUGCUCUCCUUCUGUCUUCAAUGAGGCUGAGACCAAGUCCACGCUCAUGUUUGGACAGAGAGCCAAGACCAUCAAGAAUACAGUCUCUGUAAACCUGGAACUGACAGCAGAAGAAUGGAAGAAGAAAUAUGAAAAAGAGAAAGAGAAAAACAAGACUUUGAAGAAUGUUAUCCAGCAUCUGGAAAUGGAACUGAACAGGUGGCGGAAUGGAGAGGCUGUGCCCGAAGAUGAACAGAUCAGUGCUAAGGACCAAAAGAAUCUGGAGCCCUGUGAUAAUACACCAAUCAUAGACAACAUUGCUCCUGUCGUUGCUGGCAUUUCUACAGAGGAGAAAGAGAAGUACGAUGAAGAGAUUUCCAGUCUCUACAGACAACUGGAUGAUAAGGAUGAUGAAAUUAACCAACAGAGCCAGCUGGCUGAAAAGCUAAAGCAACAGAUGUUGGAUCAGGAUGAGCUUCUAGCUUCCACAAGGAGAGACUAUGAAAAGAUACAGGAGGAGCUGACCCGUCUCCAGAUUGAAAAUGAGGCAGCCAAAGACGAGGUGAAAGAAGUUCUCCAGGCGCUGGAGGAGCUGGCUGUUAAUUACGACCAGAAGUCACAGGAAGUGGAGGAUAAGACGAGGGCCAAUGAGCAGCUGACAGAUGAACUGGCCCAGAAAACGACUACAUUGACAACCACACAGAGAGAACUGAACCAGCUACAGGAGCUUAGCAACCACCAGAAAAAGAGAGCUACUGAGAUCUUGAACUUGCUGUUGAAGGAUCUGGGGGAAAUAGGUGGAAUUAUUGGCACCAACGAUGUGAAGACCUUGGCAGAUGUGAAUGGAGUCAUUGAAGAGGAGUUCACCAUGGCCCGCCUGUACAUCAGCAAGAUGAAGUCAGAGGUCAAGUCCCUGGUGAACCGCAGCAAGCAGCUUGAGAGCGCCCAGAUGGAUUCCAACAGGAAGAUGAAUGCCAGUGAGCGGGAGCUGGCAGCCUGCCAGCUGCUCAUCUCCCAGCACGAAGCCAAGAUCAAAUCUUUGACAGACUACAUGCAGAACAUGGAACAGAAGCGGAGACAGCUGGAAGAGUCCCAGGACUCCCUUAGCGAGGAGCUGGCCAAGCUCCGGGCCCAAGAAAAAAUGCACGAAGUCAGUUUCCAAGAUAAGGAAAAGGAGCAUCUGACACGGCUACAGGAUGCUGAGGAGAUGAAGAAGGCGCUGGAGCAGCAGAUGGAGAGCCACCGGGAAGCUCACCAGAAGCAGCUGUCCAGGCUUCGAGAUGAAAUUGAGGAGAAGCAGAAAAUCAUUGAUGAGAUUCGGGAUUUGAAUCAGAAACUGCAACUGGAACAGGAGAAGCUCAGUUCUGAUUAUAACAAGCUGAAAAUAGAGGACCAAGAGAGAGAAAUGAAACUGGAAAAGCUCUUAUUGCUCAAUGAUAAAAGGGAACAAGCCAGAGAGGACCUUAAGGGACUGGAGGAGACAGUGUCUAGAGAACUACAAACUCUUCAUAACCUCCGUAAACUCUUCGUCCAGGAUCUGACCACACGAGUGAAAAAAAGUGUGGAGCUGGACAGUGAUGAUGGAGGAGGCAGUGCCGCCCAGAAGCAGAAGAUUUCCUUCCUGGAGAACAACCUGGAGCAGCUCACCAAGGUGCACAAGCAGCUGGUGCGGGACAACGCGGACCUGCGCUGUGAGCUGCCCAAGUUGGAGAAGCGUCUGCGAGCCACCGCUGAGCGAGUGAAGGCACUGGAGAGCGCGCUGAAGGAAGCCAAGGAGAACGCCAUGCGCGACCGCAAGCGCUACCAGCAGGAGGUGGACCGCAUCAAGGAGGCCGUCAGGGCCAAGAACAUGGCCCGCAGGGCGCAUUCGGCUCAGAUCGCCAAGCCUAUCCGCCCGGGACACUAUCCAGCCUCAUCUCCAACAGCGGUCCAUGCCAUCCGAGGGGGAGGAGGCGGCUCUUCAAACUCUGCUCACUACCAGAAAUAAAUACAGACAGAUAUGACUCCAUGGAGCAUGUCAAGGACUACCUUAACCACCAGUUCCUUCAUUUUUCCCCCUCCUAAAUACUUUUUUUUCCUUUUUCUUUUUAACACUUACUUACCCCAGCCAUCUGCAGUACACCAGUUUCAGGUAUUUUGAGCUGUGUAGAAUUUCUGUGUGUACAGAUGUGUGCUUGGACUUUGAUCUUUCUGAGAAAUUGAAAGGAGAGAGGAUUACAGAACAUCCGCUCACGACUCAGAAGCAUCUCCACUGACUCAGCCUCCAGGGCACUGGGCAGUCUCAGGCAGUCCCUGGGGCCUCCUCGUUUGGCAGUACACAUGACAGUACAUAUCCCAUCGGAGCCCCUGACAUGCCAUUCCCUGGAGCGAACAACCAAGUGCCGUGGAGGCGGUGAUCACACUCUGCCUCAACUGUCUGGUUUUCUGUAUAAUAAACACAUUACUUUAUAUUUUUAGGGAACAAAAAGUGCUGCUAUAGGGAAUAAAAUUUUCAUUCUGAACACUUUUCCGAAAACAAAGUACCCCACAGGAGCAUUUUGAAUAUCCCGGUCACAUCUUUGGAUCUGUAAAAUAUACCUUUUAGUAUGGCAUCUGUUAAAAUGCCCAGCAAAUUUCUUCAAGGCAGAAAAACAAGCUGACAGUAGCAGUGUAGAAUUUGUUCAUUCAAACACAUCUAUGUAAAUGCAAAAAGUCAUAAAAUUCACCUCCAAACUGCUUGCUACUGAACCUGCAGCAACUAGUCUCUGCCGGCCGAGUUGGUUUGAACAUCAUUCCUUCAGACAUGUUGAAAAUGUUGCAAAGUCAGAUGAGAGGAGAUGGGGCUGCCCCCCUUGCUUCUUCCUCCCAGAUCCUUCCAGAGCUUGCACUGGGGAUGACCUGUUUUGUCUGGGGAACCAUCUUAAGCUUGAAGAGGUCCUGCUAAAGAAAUCCAGCAUCAUUCCAGCAGCUGAAAGAAAGAGCCCAUGAGGGGAAAGUACAAGACAAAAUUUGAGCUGUCUAUGAAUAAGUUGUCAUUUUAACCCAUCAUUCCAGACUGUUUAUUGAACUUUCUUUGGCACCAAAUAGGCUUUAUAUUCUUCUAGGCAUAAUUAGAAGAAAUCAGUAUAAAUGAAUUUUUGCAUUUAGCUGUUAUUAUCCUAAUAUCUGAAUCUAAAGCUGAUUCCCUUUACUUCCAGUUGGGCAUAUUAAAAGGACUGAUUUCCAAAUCCUAAGGUUUUCAGGGAAACUGACAGGGAUCCAAGGAAGUUGAUCUUGUGUGCUGCUACUUGUUAUACAUACUUUGGGGUAGGUCAGUGACAACCCAACCAGUCUUGGUGAAAGCACCCAUCCUGUUAUCAUAUAUGCCCAAGAUGUGUGAGCUGGCACUGUCAUUUGCACCUGUCACGUAGGAGUGAAGUGUGUGCCAGGGGAGACUGGGUUUUCUCGUGGCCAUGUGGGCCAAAGAUAGUUCAAGUUGAGUAUGUGUGUGCGUUUGUGCGUGUAUGUGUGUGUAUGUAAAGUGCAAAGUACUGUGCAUUAACUUUCAAAUUCUACUUGUAUAAAAUUUUCCUAACAGUAAUGCUGCUUUGAUUUAAUUUAUUUGUUAAACGUUGCACUUUGUCUUUGUGUGUUUUGUUUUGGGAGAGUAUGAAAAGAUGAAUUCUGUUCAAGUAUUUAGUUCAUAAAAAUGACAAAUUUACACUCAUUAAUUAUUUUUCAUUUCUGAUUUUGUUGCCAUUGUCUGUCCAACAUUAUUGCUUGAUCACUUAUUUGUAGUCUGAUAGCAGAGUCCUUGCAGGGUGGGUUUUGCAAGUCUUAUCAGUUAAUAACAUGCCACAGAUUAUAACUUUGUUAGUAAUAUGUUUGCCUCUGAAUUUGGAAGCUAAAACAGUCUUUGACAAGGUUGCUGAUUAAAUAAUUGUUGGUAUAUACCACUUACUAUUGUCCAUCAGGCAGCUGUAUUACAUUGUGUUUGAUAACUGAACAAAGGUUGGUGAUUUUCUUUUUUCUUUUUUUUGGGGGGGUCAUUAUAAAAUGGAUUAUUUUAGAUUCAUUCCAAAGUCAUUUUUCCCUGGGUACCCCUUUUCUACUUCUGAUGCAUUGACUGGCCCUUUCAUAUUUCAAAAGAAACACUCAUUUGUAGUUCCAUAUUGCUUGAUCUCUACAAAGGCCUUACAAAAAUCACUCUAGUUUUUCACAGAGAAAGUUGGCUUUGAUGUCUUUUAAAGAUAAUUCUGCUAGUUGCUGAUCAGCCAGUCAGUUCACCUAGCUUCAAUCUUUAUGAGACCUCUGAUCUAAUUUUCCUAAGCUGUGACUAACAGGUAGGCAGCUCAUUAGAAUAGAUUAUAUAGUUUAUUCAAAUGUAUCCCUAAAUAUUAUUUUGUGUAAUAAGCUGGUUUUUAGAUCAGGGCCACAUACUCUUUUAAAAAUGCUGCAUUUAUGCAAUUUCCAUUUUUUACACAGUAUUGCUGUGCAUACUCUAAAUGAAAAAACUACAUUUCUGAGCCCGUCUAUGAUUAAAUUUUUUGUUGUGUGUUAUUUUUUUGCUUGUUUGUAUGUGUGUUUUUUCUCUUCUGAAUAAUUUUAUAUUUCAUGUCACUUCUGGAUAAUUCUCUCUUUGAUGCUAUCAGAGAGUAACCAGAUGGUUUAUAUAAAUAACAUCUACCUGCAGGAUGGUACAUUGCUAAAUUAGAAGAAAGCUGUUUGAGAUAUCAAGAUUUUUCGUUGGGACCCAAAAUCUAUUAUGGUAGUGCCAAAUGCAUUUUGGUCAAUUACUGGAGAACUCUGUAUGCACGUAUCAUCUGUUAAAUGCUGUACAGUUUUAUUGAAUGGCAGUUAGAAGACAAAACAAUAAAGGUGGUUAAGACUUUUAAAGAAAGUAGAAUCCUUUGAUUAAGAAGAUGAGAAUUUAUAGAAAUAUUGAAAUAAAUAAAAAUGGUUGUCUAGAGUGUAGUAUCUAGUGACUUUUUGAAACCCUCAAGUUCACAUACGGAAGUGAUAUUCCUGUCCAAGUUAUCACCAGGACUCAGGGGGGCUUAUCAGCUCUACUUUCCUGUAGAAAGAGCUAAAAGCAAAUGAAAGUUCCUAACACUCCCCUCUUCUGAAAUGUACAUUUGAACAGGGCAGGAGUCAUUUGGACUCUGGAAAGAAGAUAUAUUAGUAACAUUUUUCAUUUGCAGAGGAUAGAGGAGAUUUUAUUGUAUAAUCUUGAAAAUCUUGAGCAAACUAAAGGAACCAUAUGUCUAAUACUGUUUAAUUUAAAAUUGACGAUGUAGACUUUAUUUUAAAAACGUAUUGAAUAAAGGCCAGGUGACUGUUGAAGAAAGCAGCAAUCCAUGAAGUCUGCUUACUUAUUUAAAAAUCGUGUAUCAAUUUUAAAUACUUUCCAGUAUUUGCAGAUUUAAGGGGAAUAGGGCAUUCUGUAGAAUUAUAUAUGUCUGGUUUGUAAAGUGUGUCCUGUGUACUGCAGAUGUGUGUUCUCUGGGUUUUAUGUAUCUGUACAGUAGUUUUCAUUUUAAAGAAAAAAAUUGUGGACAAACUUGUUUUGGUGGUUUUUGGGGGAGAAUGGCAGUUUGUAUCAAGUAACAAUGUGAUACCAUAGUGUGUGUCAUAAAAGACCUGAAAAUAACCCUCCCCUGGCCUGUGGAAAAUUUUGGUUAUCUUCUAGGCUCUAAAAUGAAGAUGUAUGGAUACUCGGCAGACUGCAUGUUGUAUAAUUGAGAUAUAAAAAAGUGGACAAUAAAACUCAAUUAAACUUUG
This is a messenger RNA of Cavia porcellus (domestic guinea pig), 7001 nucleotides long. It is a transcript of the gene Kif5c, whose product is annotated as kinesin family member 5C. Gene Ontology annotation, molecular function: microtubule binding; microtubule motor activity; ATP binding. The record is from RefSeq and is a predicted model, not a curated record. Gene Ontology annotation, cellular component: microtubule. Bases 376 to 3249 code for a protein of 957 amino acids. The transcript has 26 exons. Gene Ontology annotation, biological process: mitotic cell cycle; microtubule-based movement. NCBI's taxonomy places the organism in Eukaryota, Metazoa, Chordata, Mammalia, Rodentia, Caviidae.